ACAAACCAAACUUAAAGAGGCUCUGUUACCCACCAGGAGAAUGGAGCAUAGAUGAUGCAGCAACAAGGUUUCAAUAUUCAGCCGAUGGAAAUUAUUGGAAGGUUGCAUUUCAAGAAGGCGUGGAUUUUAUGGCAGAUUCGUUCGAAAACUAUUUCUAUGAAAGUACACCGAAAGAAUAUCGUGAUUACGCCGCAAGAUAUGACUUAACAUUCCUUACUCCAUGCAGUCGUCAAUUGAGAUGCAAGGUAUGGGUCACAAAAAAGGAUGGUAAGGAGAAGCUAGAAGGUAUCCCAAUCCCAGUCACUGACGUCAGAAAUAUCAUGGAAGAGAUUCACUUCACCGAUGAAUCCACUCGGUUGCGAAGUCGAGGCUGGGUGGUUCUCCCGUCGCGGAGAUGUUUGCAAGCAGAUAUUUUGUUUCCCGGGUGUGAGUUUGAUUGCAGACUCAUAAUCAAUGAACAUGCAGGAAGGGCCAAACGUGUAGCUUAUAAGCCCGAAGAAGAAGUUAUACGUGUGUUAGCAAGAUAUCUAUCUGGGCUGACUUUGAAGGAUGACGACCCGUUUGGCCUGAGACUCCCCGAGAAUGAGAUGCCCCAGGGAUUUCGUUUGAUUCACAAGCGGCUUUCCAAACGAAAUGUGUACACGUCUAAACCUGGUUUCAGUGUUAUCCUGUCGAAGGAAAUAUCGUGGAGCGCUGAUGCGACAAAUGGAAGUUACAGAGAAUCGACUGAUGUACACCUACAUUGCGAAGAGUGGGACAGGCUGCUCAGUGGUGGGCUGUGGAAACCCGAGAGUUUAGUGCAACAGCUACCGGAGUUUCUCGAGUUUGUCAAGGAAGUUCAAUGCUUUGUUGUUGCUGCCUUGAAGAGUAAUGGAGUAGAAAGAAAAGUUGCAGUUCCUCCAGCGAUUCGUGCUCGAGGUCCUUUGGCUUUGGCAACCUACUUAAAUGCCCUAGCUGAAGGUCAAGCAUGUGUCAGGAGAGUGCCUUUAUUAAUAGUUGGACAGGAUCGAUCUGGAAAAACCAGCGUAAAGAAGUCCUUGAAAGGGAUUUGCUUCGACCCAGAAGAGGAUAGCACCAAGGGAAUUGACGUCGAUUGCUAUCAGUUUAAAGUAACAACCGAAAUAUGGAAGACAGGAAAAAAAGACGAGGCAAACAUUGGUACCGAGGUUAUUUCAUUUGAGCAUAAGACAGCACAGUGGGUUGCAGAGAAAUUGACCACGCGCGAAAAAGUUGCAGAAGUCAAAAGAACAAGCUCAGUCGAGUCAAAUGAAGAAAUUGCCAGCCCAGAGGAAAGCGAACCCAAUGAGAAUCCAAGCUUAGCAGACGUCUUAGAAUCAUCCAGAAAUCCAGUACCAACCAAUACCACCGACCAUGAACCUCAUUUACCAACGGGAGAAGUACGGACUCCUACUGAAUUAGAACCAGAAGUAGAUUUUCUUCCCACCUCACUGGAAAGAUUGCCGGAUUUCGACGAAGUUGCGACGGUACUUCCCCAGCUCCUUCGAGACAACUGGGAAGACGAUAGAGAAGACAUCUUUUCAAUAAUGUGGGACUUUGCUGGACAAUCAGUGUAUUACGUGACGCAUCCCCUCUUUCUCACAAGAAGAGCAAUCUACUUUUUGGUCUAUGACUUGAGCAGAGAUCCGAGCGAAGAAGCCAAACCGUUGUCGAAGCAGGGAGUUUAUGAAGAGAUUGAAGAUAAACAUAAUCUGAAAACGAACUUUGACUAUUUAGACUUUUGGAUGAGUUCUUUGGCUUCCCUAGUGGAACAGAGUGAUUGCCAACAAGUGGAUCCCGAAACAGGGGUGCCUUUGAAGAAAUUUCCAGCCGUCUUUCUGGUGUGCACACAUGCUGAUCAUCCCUAUAACAAUCGUGAUUCAUCUAAACUUGCCAGUAAAAUAUUUGGCGAUUUGAAAAAAAAGCCAUAUGGUGCCCAUUUGUUUGACGUGUUUUGUGUUGAUAACACUAAAUCAGGCACUGAGUCCGAAUGUAAAGAAAUCAUGCGCCUACGAGAGGCCGUACAUUUCGUUUCUAAAAAGUUACCACACGUGAACGAGGUUAUUCCGAUUAAGUGGUUGAGAUACGAAAAUGUCCUUCGCGUCCUAAAGGAAGAUGAUCACAAGUUUAUCACCCUCUCUACAGCAAAAUAUAUUGCUUCCAAAUUUUGUAACAUUAACGAAAACGAGGUACAGACACUGCUAAACUUUUUGCACGAUCUGCGAGUUUUGAUUCACUUUGACGAUUCUCCAGAAUUGAGAGAGGUAGUUUUCUUGGAUAUUCAGUGGUUGAUUGACGUAUUCAAGAGUGUAAUAACUGUCAGGUUCCAUCGCGAAGACAAAGAAUUUGCACAUCUGUGGGAAAAACUCCAGGAAGAGGGAAUACUGGAAGAAAAACUUCUCAAAAAUGUUUGGAGCUCUUUAACUCCUCGGAAAAAAACCCAUAAAACUCUUAUCGCGAUUAUGGAAAAAUUCAGCUUGAUGUGUCCUUGGCCAUCAUCAGAUGACUCGAGCAACAAACAUUUCUUGGUGCCAUCUAUGUUGCAAACGCUUCCGCCAAAUCAGAUUAGUCAUCUAGUUGACUCUUCGCAAAUCCCCUCUCUUUUUCUCAAAUUCGACACAGGUCGGGUCCCACCUGGCUUGUUUCCUCGGUUUGUGCUGGAAUUUUUGCAGUGGUGUAGAAAAGAAUUUCCCGGCGUAGAUCUCCCCAAAACUUUUAACAAUUUUGCCAGAUUUUCCAUCUUUCCGGAACAAGGCCUCUCCGUGGUUCUCCUUUGCCACUCUUCCACAAUCGAGGUCGUUGUCCUCAGUGUAAAAAGUGCCACUGAUGUGGUCGAUGUGGCCUCAAUUCGAGCUUUUCGAAACCAGCUAACCUCGAUCAUUGAUCGCAUGUGGCAAAAAUUCUUCUGGGUGAAGAACGUUGGAUGCGAAGUGAGUUUCCUUUGUCCUGUUUGUUCCCAUGGACGCGUGGUCAGCUUCUGCACACGACAUCGCAAAGAAAGUUGUGAGCAAGAGGAAUGCCUUCACUUCAUUUCAGAGUCAAAUUUAAGGGAUGAAAUGCUGGCCGUAUGUAACAAUUCAGUAACCACUGUGGAUAACAGGAUUCAGGUCGAGCAGUUUGCUCCAUGGAUUUCUCCUGGUAAGGAAAAGCAGAUGGAAACUCAUCAACGUGGAGGGGGAACUCAACUUGGGAAAGGGAUCUCAGAUGGAUGUCAGAAGAAAUCACCUGUCUUACCUGGCGAAGCUGUGACAUAUAUUCAGCCACAUCGACCAAGUAUAGGCAAUGAAAGUAACAUGUUGCCAGUUCCUUUCCCGCAAGGGAACCCAGGAUAUUGCCAAGUCCAGCCCCUCGUGGCUGAACAAUUUGAAGGAGAAUUUAACCAACUCCAAGAUGCUGUUAAUGAGAGCAAAGGGACAGUUGAUCGCGUUUCAGAAGCAACAUCCUUAUCAGCAUUGACCGUAAAGGUGCCUACGAUGUCCAGACAAUUAGAGAAAGACUGUGGGGAAAGAAAACUGAGAGUCACCCUGCUGAGUGCUGAAUGGAAACCUUCAAGCAAUGGAGAUUUGACAACCAUUAACAGAGAGCUAGCAAUACAGAUGGCUAAACAUCCCAAUGUGGAAGUCAGUGUCUUCUUACCUCAGUGUAGUGAAGAGGACAAGAAAAGUGCUGAUAGUAACUACAGUGUUAAACUAAUCGAGGCUGUUAAAAUUCCUGGUUAUGAACCAGAUGAUUGGUUAGCCUCUGUACCUGACGGUCAUGCAAUGGAUUGUGUUAUAGGGCAUGGAGUAGGUCUUGGUCGGCAAAUUCCACUUAUUAAGAAAAACAAAAAGUGCAGUCAUUGCAAAUGGAUUCAAGUUGUCCAUUCCGCCCCUGAAGAAAUUGGAAUGUACAAAAGCAUUUCUAAAGGUCAACAAAUGCAGAAAACAGAAAUAGAACUAUGUGAAAUGGCUGAUCAAGUAGUAGCCAUUGGCCCCAAGCUAACUGAAAUAUACAAGCGCCAACUCAAAAAACAGGAUGUUUUUAACCUGACCCCAAGCAUUUUCACUGAAUUUUCAGAUGUGCAGCAAGCAAGUGAUGAAAGAAAAACAUUUUGUGUCUUGGUAAUCGAGAGUGGUGAUAGUGAAGAUUUUGAUGCUAAAGGAUACGAAAUUGGUGCAAAAGCUAUUGCUAACCUACAGGAUAAAUCAUACCAACUCAAGUUUGCUACCAAACAGAGAGGAAAAGAAGAUGAAAUAGCAGAAAAGUUACUUCAGUGUGGUAUUAGUCGUAAUCAGCUAAUUGUCCGCAGCUUUGAUGGAGACAGGGAAACAUUAGCCAACUUAUUCUGUGAGGUGGAUAUUGCUAUAUUGCCAUCAAGAAGCGAGGGAUUUGGUUUGAGUGCUCUUGAGGCCAUAUCUGCUGGUCUUCCAGUACUUGUCAGUGAAAACUCAGGAAUUGCACAAGCCUUACAUGAGGUGCCCCAUGGGUCACAGUGUAUAGUGGAUUCAGAGGAUCCUGCCAAAUGGGCCAGUGCAAUAAAGGCUGUGAGUCGCAAAACCAGGAAUUUACGACUUGAAGAGGCUAAGAUUCUUUGUCAUAACUACUUCAAGGUGUACAGCUGGGAAAAGCCUUGUGGUGAUCUUGUUAAGAUGAUGUAUGAACUUGCAUUUGGUGGGUCAGGAGACACCAGAAAUAGCAAAUGUAACAUUUCAAGCUCAAGCAAUCUCUACACUGUUAGGAAGGGAAAAAGUCAGGUCUGUGAGUAGGCGUCAGACCCAGUUCCUAGUCCAGGAAUUGGGCACGGUUACAAAGAAGUGAGGUGAAGGUCUGUGAGUUACGAGCGAAGAGCGUGGAAAAAUUGGAGAGAACGGAGACUCGGCACAAUAUCAUUUCUGACAAGUUCUUUCAGAAAAAUCGUUUCCACUUCAAAGUAGAAAACCAUUUGCCGGUGGGACGGGUGUGCAAAGAAUCUACUAGACUGUGAGCUAAAGGAAGAAGAGAUAGUAACUGAUUCAACAACAAGUCUGAGCGAGUCAAGUUACGAGAAGUAAAAAGUUGAAAACUGCAAAGUUUUCAGAAGACGAAGCAAAGCUGAAACGAAGGACACGAGCAAAGUUGAAAACUGCUGAGACGGGAACCUGGAUGGAGAAUCGGGAGUUUGGUUUGGCAGGGCACCGUUUGUUGGUGGAGCGUGGUGAGUUGUGGACAAGACAAGAACACGGACGCGGGCGUAAGGUGAAACCUAACCGAACUGAACUGGAAAAAAAAACCCUACCUUUUUACCUUAAAGUGCACCUACACCCAAAAAACUUUUUUCGCUUAA
Molecule: messenger RNA, 5299 nt
Organism: Stylophora pistillata
Lineage: Eukaryota; Metazoa; Cnidaria; Anthozoa; Scleractinia; Pocilloporidae
Molecular function (GO): RNA binding
Source: RefSeq, a predicted model, not a curated record